CGCUACUUGGGUGUAGAGAAAUUUCAACAACAGUCGAGGAAAUAGUAAAAAUUGUCGUUUUUCGCUUUUUUUGAGCCGUCUCGAGUUGCAGGCGUAAGUGUGCGAAAGCCGGAGCAGCGAACGUCAAAGUCGCUUGAAGAGGGCAACAAUGCGGGGCGGAGUCCCAGCAACUGUUCCCAUCGUAUCGUCGAGUCCCCGAGGGGACGUCUGAAAAAAUCAAUCGGGCUCCACUCUGCCGCGAAUGAGCAGGAUGAGCAGCAACAACAAUGCCCCCGCAUCAGCUCCAGACACCGGAUCCACCAACGCCAACGAUACCAUCUCGGGUUCGCUGUCCGUGGACAGUAAUCUGGUUAUCAUUCAGGACAUGAUUGAUCUCUCGGCUAACCAUCUGGAGGGCCUGCGAACUCAGUGCGCGAUCAGCUCCACGCUGACGCAGCAGGAGAUUCGUUGCCUGGAGUCUAAGCUAGUUCGUUACUUUUCCGAGCUGCUGCUGGCGAAGAUGCGGCUAAACGAGCGCAUCCCAGCCAAUGGGCUUGUGCCCCACGCAACGGGCAACGAACUGAGGCAAUGGCUCCGCGUAGUGGGCCUUAGCCAAGAGACUCUUACCGCUUGUCUCACUGGCCUGAACACUCUGGAGCAAAGCCUGCGUCUCAGCGACGAUGAAAUCCGUCAGAUCCUGGCCGGCAGCCCCAGCCAGCGAGAGAAAGAGGAACUACGACGCCUGACCAGGGCCAUGCAGAACUUAAGAAAGUGCAUGGAGUCGCUGGAGAGCGGAACUGCGGCCACCAACAACGAUCCAGAGCAGUGGCACUGGGACUCCUGGGACAGGCCCAUCCACAUUCACCGCGGCAGUGUUGGAAACAUUGGACUGGGUCACAAUUCAACCGCCUCCCCGAGAACCCAUCAUCGCCAGCAUGGUAUCAAGGGAAAGAAUUCCACUAUGGCCAACUCCACUACCUCCAAAAGUGGCCGUCAGUCGCCCCCAGCGAUGGAAGAGCUGAACAGCACACAGGGUUCCCAGCUGACUUUAACCCUCACGCCCUCGCCACCCAACUCGCCCUUCACGUCUUCCAGUGGGCUGAGCAGCAGUCUUAACGGAACACCGCAGAGGGGUCGUGGUACCCCGCCACCAGCAAGAAAGCACCAGACCUUGCUGAGCCAGAGCCAUGUGCAAGUGGACGGGGAGCAAUUAACCCGCAACCGUUUGCCCACUGAUCCCAGCCCCGAUAGUCACAGCUCAACCAGCUCGGACAUCUUUGUGGACGCAAAUACUAAUGCCAGCUCCGGAGGAAGUUCCUCAAACGUGCUAAUGGUGCCAUGCUCCCCGGGCGUGGGUCACGUGGGCAUGGGUCAUGCCAUCAAGCAUCGUUUCACCAAGGCCUUGGGCUUCAUGGCCAGUUGCACACUUUGCCAGAAGCAGGUCUUCCACCGCUGGAUGAAGUGCAUCGACUGCAAGUACAUCUGUCACAAGUCAUGCGCCCCACACGUGCCGCCUUCUUGUGGACUUCCACGAGAGUAUGUAGACGAGUUUCGGCACAUAAAGGAACAGGGCGGAUACGCCAGUCUGCCGCAUGUGCACGGCGCGGCGAAAGGAUCACCUUUGGUAAAGAAGAGCACUUUGGGUAAGCCGUUGCAUCAACAGCACGGCGACAGCAGUUCGCCGAGUUCCAGUUGCACUAGUUCUACCCCAAGCAGUCCGGCACUGUUCCAGCAAAGGGAGCGCGAACUGGAUCAGGCUGGCAGCAGCUCUAGCGCCAAUCUGUUACCUACACCUUCGCUUGGCAAGCACCAGCCGAGUCAAUUCAACUUUCCGAACGUGACGGUGACGAGAAGUGGCGGAAGCGGUGGUGUAUCGCUCAUCUCCAAUGAACCAGUGGCAGACCAAUUUCCCACGGCGCCUGUAACAGCCAAUGGAGGACUGGAUAGUCUGGUGAGCAGCUCCAAUGGGCACAUGAGCUCUCUUAUCGGUAGCCAAACUUCAAACGCUUCUAGUGCUGCCACCUUGACGGGCAGUCUGGUGAAUAGCACAACCACCACCAGCACCAGCAGUUUCUUUCCGCGGAAACUAAGCACAGCCGGUGUGGAUAAGAGGACGCCUUUCACCAGCGAGUACACGGACACGCACAAGUCAAAUGACAGCGACAAAACAGUCUCCUUGUCUGGAAGUGCGAGCACGGAUUCGGACCGGACACCCGUUCGGGUGGAUUCAACAGAAGACGGAGACUCGGGACACUGGCGUCAGAACUCUAUCUCACUCAAGGAGUGGGACAUUCCGUAUGGUGAUCUGCUUCUGCUCGAGCGGAUAGGGCAGGGACGCUUUGGCACCGUACAUCGAGCCCUGUGGCACGGAGAUGUCGCGGUAAAGCUGCUCAACGAGGACUAUCUGCAAGACGAACACAUGCUAGAGACCUUUCGCAGCGAAGUAGCCAACUUCAAAAACACUCGACACGAGAAUCUGGUGCUGUUCAUGGGAGCCUGCAUGAACCCACCAUAUUUGGCCAUUGUUACUUCCUUGUGCAAGGGCAACACCUUGUAUACUUAUAUUCACCAGCGUCGGGAGAAGUUUGCCAUGAACCGAACUCUCCUCAUUGCUCAGCAGAUCGCCCAGGGUAUGGGCUACCUGCACGCGAGGGAGAUCAUUCACAAGGAUUUGCGCACCAAGAAUAUCUUCAUUGAGAACGGCAAGGUAAUUAUCACGGACUUUGGGCUGUUCAGCUCAACCAAGCUACUCUACUGUGAUAUGGGCCUAGGGGUGCCCCACAAUUGGUUGUGCUACCUGGCGCCGGAGCUUAUCCGAGCAUUGCAGCCGGAAAAGCCGCGUGGAGAGUGUUUGGAGUUUACCCCAUACUCCGAUGUAUACUCUUUUGGAACAGUUUGGUACGAGCUGAUCUGUGGCGAGUUUACGUUCAAGGAUCAGCCGGCGGAAUCGAUCAUCUGGCAGGUGGGCCGUGGGAUGAAGCAGUCGCUGGCCAACCUGCAGUCAGGUCGGGAUGUCAAAGACUUGCUGAUGCUAUGCUGGACGUACGAGAAGGAGCAUAGACCACAGUUCGCACGUCUGCUGUCAUUGCUGGAGCAUCUUCCGAAGAAGCGUCUGGCGCGCAGUCCCUCCCACCCUGUCAACCUUUCCCGAUCCGCCGAGUCUGUGUUCUGAGGGGGCUGCCGCCUGGUCACAGUCACUGUCUAGUACAAUUUCGACCUACCAACUAAGCUAACUCGCUUUGUUCCCACUCUUCACAAACUCUCCUAAGCGAAGUUCUAUGAAACCGAGCGAAGAUUGUAAAUACCUAAACGUAAUUAACAAAUUAUAGCAAUCGAUUUUAAAACUACUUAUGUAGUAUAGGGAGCACUUCAGUUGCAGUUGUUAGCAAAGAAAGGAAAAUCAAAUGAUAAAUCGAAAAAGACAAAACUUUUAAGUGUUUAAGAGGAGAGCCAAACUGAGAAGGCAUGGACAUAAAUAUACAAACAAACAAGCACUGUGGCAAAUAUAAACAAAUGUAAACGUUAAUCAGGUGAGCAAUUUGUAAAUUGUUAAUUAUGUGUAAGUGAAACUCUAUAUAUAUGUACAUGUAUUAUACAUCAAUGUAUAUGACGGAUUAGUGUUUAACUAAUAAUAUAUUGUGAAUUAUGUAUGGUCAAGUGUAUAUAGUAAAUGGACUUCAAAUGCGAAAUCAAGAAAAUGUCAAAUAAACUUAUAAAACUUA
Molecule: messenger RNA, 3701 nt
Organism: Drosophila teissieri
Lineage: Eukaryota; Metazoa; Arthropoda; Insecta; Diptera; Drosophilidae
Gene: ksr
Product: kinase suppressor of Ras 2
Exons: 1
Coding region: 242-3151 (969 amino acids)
Biological process (GO): protein phosphorylation
Molecular function (GO): ATP binding; protein kinase activity
Source: RefSeq, a predicted model, not a curated record